CCACCGUCCACUUCCCCUCCGAGACAGAGGCUGCACCAUCCGCGAGCCCCCCCAGGGCAGCGGGGCAGAGUUAGGGGACACAAGGGAGGGAUGGGCCGGGGGCAGAUGUUUGAAGACCCAGCUGUGAUGAGAAUGGUGGCGGGGCAGCCAAGUCUUAAAAGUCUGGACAGUGCAAUAGUGGACUGUGGGAAUGCCAUGUCCUGGAAUGCAUACGAAGAUCAUUGGAUGAUGCAUUCGUACAGAAAGACCAGAAGAGUGUCAGGAUCAAUCCUUCAGGACAGUGCUGUAGUGUGUGUGAUUGAUGGCCACAGAAGCAGAGGUCAGCAUCUGCCCUCCACCUUCCUGGAUUUGCCAUAUGCUGUAUCUUCCUUCAGGGGCAGGAGAGGGGAACCCAGAGGACCUUACUGUAGAAGACAGUUUGGACAAAGAGGCCCCUCUCAGAUGCAUGCACCUAUGAUGCCAGGAUCACCGCUCUUCUCACGUCAGCCACUGCCCCCGAGGCCGCGUUACAAUCAGACGGGGGGCUUCAUGUUUCCCACAAACCACCGUUGCCCCUCCACUCCGAAGAUGAUGCAACUUCGCUUUGGUGCCAACUCCCCAAGGCCGUCCCCCUUCUACAGCCCCUCGUCUAAUCCAGUACAGCAUUUCAGGUAUCCUGAUCCUGUCACCCAGCUCCACCCACAACAUAAACGACUUCUUGUUCAAAAACGACAUAUAUUCCAAAGAAAAUCAGAGAGCCGGGAUCCUUACUGUAAUCUCAUGACUGCCAAAGAGAAGGAGUGGAUCACCCGGCUACAAAUGAUUCAGCUGCAAAGUGAGAAUCCUUACCUGGAGGACUACUAUUACCAGGAGUACUAUCGGCGGAUGGAAGCUAAGCUCGCUGAGGAAGAGCUGGGCACCAGGAGCAAGAGGGAGCCACCCAAACUCACCACGCCUUACAUCACGAAAACUGACUCGUACACACCAGUGGUGCACAUUGAAGGCUCUUUGGGUCAAGUUGCUGUGUCCACGUGUUACUCUCCUCGCCGUGCCAUCAGUGCAGUUCAUGCAGUCCAAGCUCAGAGUCCACUCGAGGAACAAAAAGACACCAGACAACAGCGGUUAGAAGUCCUUAGCAAAGUAGAAAAGUUAUUCAUAGUUCUGCUAGAGGUUGAGGAGACGGAGAGGACAAAAACCACAGUUUUGUCGGAGGCGGAAGAAAGAAGGUUAAUGGAGAAGACGCAGAGGAAAGUGGAACACAUCUACUCACAAAUGCAACACCACGAUCCCCUAAAUUCAGGAGGGGAGUUCCUCCCUUUCCUGCUAAUCUCAAAAGGCAAAAAGCUCCUUGCCCGUCUACUCCCAUUCCUGAAACAUGAAUCUGCACAGACAGUCUUGCACAUUGUGACCCGUAACCUGCCUACACUGAUGAACAGAGAUACAGAGGAGGCACUUCCAGUACUCUACCCAGCUCUUCGAAAUGUAAUCGGAGGUCUGACAUUUAGUCAGCUCAUCGGGGUCCUCAAGGAUUUGACAUCAUCAGAGUCUCAAACAGCAUACGAGUGCCUCACACUGGCCUGUCAGAACAAGUUUGGACUCUCCUUACUCUAUGCGCUCCUGUCACAAGGAGAGAAGUUGCUGUCCUCAGGUGUUCCUCUUGAGCCAAGCAUCGGCGACUUUGAGGCCUGGACUGACACAAUUUUCCAGGUGGCGGGACAGCUGUCCCAGUGUUCCCUGGUAGAGCCACUCCUCCUUCCAUCCAACCUGCUCACUCUCUUCUGCCGUUAUCUGGACAAACGCACUGUGCAUCAGCUGAAGAGCAACAUGGAGUCUGCAACUGGAUUCCUGGCUCUUCCGUCAUAA
Molecule: messenger RNA, 1842 nt
Organism: Sphaeramia orbicularis (orbiculate cardinalfish)
Lineage: Eukaryota; Metazoa; Chordata; Actinopteri; Kurtiformes; Apogonidae
Gene: patl2
Product: PAT1 homolog 2
Exons: 17
Coding region: 91-1842 (583 amino acids)
Biological process (GO): P-body assembly; deadenylation-dependent decapping of nuclear-transcribed mRNA
Cellular component (GO): P-body
Molecular function (GO): RNA binding
Source: RefSeq, a predicted model, not a curated record